Molecule: messenger RNA, 1667 nt
Organism: Pteronotus mesoamericanus
Lineage: Eukaryota; Metazoa; Chordata; Mammalia; Chiroptera; Mormoopidae
Gene: ZNF391
Product: zinc finger protein 391
Exons: 1
Coding region: 1-1068 (355 amino acids)
Biological process (GO): negative regulation of transcription by RNA polymerase II
Molecular function (GO): DNA-binding transcription repressor activity, RNA polymerase II-specific
Source: RefSeq, a predicted model, not a curated record
AUGGAAAGCCUCAGAGGGAAUAAUACCCAAGGUCCUAAGAACACAGAAGCCUGUGGAAGCGAGGGACUCCUGUCAAGGCAGACAUGGCCUGCACUGAAGAAAUCUGAGAAAACAGCCAUCAGAAGGCUGGGAGUGACUCUCAAGGAGGUUGUCACUGAGGAGAGAGUCCCAAAAUCCAGUCAACUUAGUCUAGGAUCAAAACUUGAUACACAGCAGGAAAUUCCAAAGGGUGCUAGAUUCGUCACAUCCAGGAAAAACUCCAAAGAUAAUUCAGACUUAAUUAAACACCAAAAAGUCUUCCCACAAAAGAAAACUUGUAAAUGCAAUGAAUGCGGGAAAGCCUUUAGUUACCAAUCAGAACUUUUUGUCCACAGUAGAAUUCAUGGUGGAGAAAAACCUUUUGAAUGCAGUGAGUGUGGGAAAACUUUUAGCCGAAGUACACAUCUGAUUGAACAUCAAAGAACUCACAGUGGAGAGAAACCUUAUGAAUGCAGUGAGUGUGGGAAAGCUUUCAGCCGGAGUACCCACCUAGGUCUACAUCAGAGGAUCCACACUGGAGAAAAACCGUAUGAAUGUAGUGAAUGUGGAAAAGCCUUCAGCCGAAGCACUAACCUUAGUCAACAUCAGCGAACUCACACUCAAGAAAAACCUUACAAAUGUAAUGAAUGUGGGAAAGCCUUCAGUGACCGUUCAACUGUAAUUCAGCAUCAACGAAUACACACGGGGGAGAACCCCUAUGAGUGCAGUGAAUGUGGAAGAACUUUCAGCUGGGUCUCAUCACUCAUUGAACAUCAGAGAACACACACUGGAGAGAACCCCUAUGAGUGCAGGGACUGUGGGAAGGUGUUCAGUAGAGGCUCAUCCCUUACUGAACAUCAGAGAGUCCACACUGGAGAAAAGCCGCAUUCAUGCAGAGAGUGUGGGAAGGGCUUUGGUCGGAGCUCCUCCCUUGCUAUUCACCAGAGAACUCACACGGGAGAGAAGCCUUACAAGUGUAAUGACUGUGGGAAAGCCUUCAGUCAGAGCUCAACACUCAUCAGACAUCAGCAGCUUCAUGCUAAAGAGUGACACCUGGGCUUUCAUGAAUGUUAGCACAAGAGCACGUCGCAUGACCUCCUGUAGCCGAAAAAAAUGUGUUUGAAUUUUCCUUCCGUACUAGCUAGUGAUAAGCCAGUUUCAAGCUAGCCUUCCUUUCUGUAAACUAAAUUCUGAAAUGAGUGAUCCAUACAACAAGGGGAUGACUUCAAACACCUAACAUCCACCUAACAGUAUUCUGGAGGGGUCUGACCUUAGAGUGUGCAGCUACCUGACACCUUGCAUUUCUGCACCUUCUCUCUUCAUUCCAUGGGGCUUUGGUCCCUGGGCAGCCAGGGAACCCUGUUUGCAUCCACAUCAGCCCCUUUACUUAAUGAGGAAAUUCUCUGUGUGUGUAUGUUCAUGGUUCCUGGUGCCAGUCGCAGAAGAGGAAGAGCUGGCUUCAGACUGAGACAAAAAAACUUCCCACCAGUUUGGGGGUAAUAGUGUUGAGGCAAAUGCAGUCUCUGGACUUACAAGGACAGAUUUUUCUCUUCCUCACCUUUUUUGCUGUAGCGCAUUUUUCUAAGUAUAACCAAUAGUUCUACUACCAUGCCUGAUUAAUAUUAAUCCCAGUGUUAUUUUAUCUCAUC